UCUUGCUGGCUAACUUCAUUCACUCAUGUUCCUUCUUGGUCCAGGAACUCUGAAAAUACUACCUUCAAGACGCCACGAUGUGGAUCUUGAUUUCUUCCUGAUGUUUAGUGUGGUUGAUGAGAACGAGAGUUGGCACCUGGAUGAAAACAUUGCUUCCUUCUGCACUGAGCCAGACUCUGUUGACAAGGAAGAUGAAGAGUUCAGGGAAAGCAACAGGAUGCACGCCAUUAAUGGUUAUGUCUUUGGGAACCUCCCUGAGAUCACAGUGUGUGCCGGGGAUCGUGUGUCGUGGCAUCUCUUUGGGAUGGGCAGUGAGAUUGACGUCCAUACCGCCUUCUUCCACGGACAGACUCUGACCGUCCGAGGACACAGGACUGAUGUGGCCACCCUUUUCCCAGCAACAUUCGUGGCAGCUGAAAUGGUCCCUCACAACGUUGGCAAAUGGCUGUUGACCUGUGAGGUCUCUGACCACUUGCAAGGUAAGGCACCUUCCCCCUUGGGAGUCACUGUCACAGCAGAGGACACGGGCUCUUCUCCACUUUGCAUGACCAGCACAAAAGUGGGCAAACUGCAGACAGCUGAGCAUGGAGCAGAAGGUCAUGAGAGCAGAGUGAAGAGCUGAACCAAAUCCGUAACAUGUUCUUCUUUCAGGGCCAUGCUCUAAAUCAGUUGUCCGCAGGAUAUGGUCAAAGAAGUCAAGAUGGCAGCUGGGACAGUACAGGCUCUUUUUAUGUGUGGCUUCUAUCGCACCAUCCUCACAGCCUCUACCUUAACUUUUUCACCAGAUUCUGAGGACACCCCUGCUCAGUGCGUUUGAUGAAGUACAUUAUGAUCCAUGAAAGAGAUGAUGGUGAAAUUGUGUACUCCCCCCCCCGCCCCCAAAAUAAUUAGAUACCACUUUGGCGACUUUUUCCAGAAAUUUAUAGGUAUUACAUUGUGAACAUUUUCUGGAUCUAAUGCUUUAGGAGAGGGCCCUCUUCCCAAAGAUAGGAAAAUUGACUCAAAAAUGACUCAAGGGAAACAACAGAGAAGGCAGGGGGAACGAAAGCUAGAAUAAACGGACAGACAGUGCAACUUCAUGCAAUCUUAAGUGUGAUUUUUGCAUGAUCAAUACUUUCACUAAUGAUGUGAAUAAUUAUGCUUAUCAAAUGUACCAAUGAUACAGAAUUGGAUAGGGUAACUAAAACUUUAGAAGAUAGGCAUAACAUUCAGAAUAAUCUUGAUAGAAUAGAGAAAUGGCCUGAAAGAAACAGAAUAAAAUUUAGCAGAAACAAGUACAAAGCAC
Molecule: messenger RNA, 1285 nt
Organism: Python bivittatus (Burmese python)
Lineage: Eukaryota; Metazoa; Chordata; Lepidosauria; Squamata; Pythonidae
Source: RefSeq, a predicted model, not a curated record